AGUGAGCGGUUUGUUUGCUAACCGAUGCUAACCGAUGCUAACGGUCUCCGGUACAUCAGACUCCCGGUACCGGAGCUGAAACUGACUCCGGUUCGGUUUGUGUUUCUAUUUUAAAGCUUCAUUCCUUGUUUUAAUUUAAAAAAAAAAAAACCCGGCUGAUUUUCAUUUCAGACUUCGUUACUGGGGCGGAAAACAGGUGAGGCGUCACCUGGCCUCCAGCUUCUUCUGCGCUUCCAUCAUGGAACUGGCAUACGUGUGCGAGUGGGAGAAGCGUCCAAAGAGCACCCACUGUCCGUCCAUCCCACUGGUCUGCUCCUGGUCCUGCAGGAACCUGGUGGCCUUCAGCACCGACCUGAAGAAUGACGACGAUGACAAGGAUGUCAGUCACAUGAUCCACAUCAUCGACACCGAGCACCCCUGGGAUGUUUACUCCAUUAACUCUGGACACACUGAGGUCAUUUCCUGUCUGGAAUGGGACCAAUCAGGCUCCAGGCUGCUGUCUGCGGACGGCGACGGUCAGAUUAAAUGCUGGUCGAUGUCGGAUCACCUGGUGAACAGCUGGGAGAGCGUCCUGUCCAGCUCCGUGGACGGAGACCCCAUCGUGGCUCUCAGCUGGCUGCACAACGGAGUCAAACUGGCGCUGCACGUGGAGAUGUCGGGCUCCACCAACUUUGGGGAGAAGUUCUCCCGGGUGAAGUUCUCCCCGUCCCUGACCCUGUUUGGCGGGAAGCCGAUGGAGGGCUGGCUGGCGGUGACGGUGAGUGGUUUGGUCACUGUGUCGCUGCUGAAGCCGGGUGGCACUCUGCUGACGGCCAGCGAGAGUCUGUGCAGGCUCAGAGGACGAGUGGCGCUGGCCGAUAUUGCCUUCACCGGGGGAGGGAACAUCGUGGUGGCGGCCACCGACGGCAGCAGCUCCUCCCCGGUCCAGUUCUACAAGGUUGUGGUGAGUGUGGUCAGCGAGAAGUGCCGCAUCGACACCGAACUGCUGCCGUCGCUGUUCCUGCGCUGCACCACUGACCCGCUGAGGAGGGAAAAGUACCCGGCGGUCACCCACCUCAAAUUCCUCACCAGGGAGAACUCUGAGCAGGUCCUGCUGUGCGCGUCCAAUCAGAGCGGCAGCAUCGUGGAGUGCUGGUCCCUGAGGAAGGAGGGGCUCCCCGUCAACAACAUCUUCCAGCACCGAUCACCAGUCGUCGGGGAGAAGCAGCCGACGAUCCUGAAAUGGCGAAUCCUGACGACCACCAACGAUCUGGAGCGAGUGUCGGCCGUCGCUCUGCCCAAACUGCCCAUCUCCAUCUCCAACACCGACCUGAAGGUGGCGUCGGACACCAAGUUCUGCCCAGGACUCGGUCUGGCUCUGGCGUUCCAUGACGGCAGCAUCCAGAUCCUUCACCGUCUGUCCCUCCACACCAUGGGAGUGUUCUACGGUUCCUCGUCCUCCGCCCAGCGGCCUGGAGACGAGUCCACCAUCAAACGCCAGAGAGCCGCAGGCCCCGCCCUCCACUUCAAGGCCCUGCAGUUCUCCUGGACCUCAUUGGCUCUGGCUGGAGUCGACAACCACGGAAAGCUGCACAUGCUGCGGGUGUCGCCCUCUAUGGGGCAGGUGCUGGAGAUGAACACGACGCUGCGCCACCUGCUGUUCCUGCUGGAGUACUGCAUGGUGACCGGCUAUGACUGGUGGGACGUGUUGCUGCAUGUGCAGCCCAGCAUGGUGCACAACCUGGUGGAGAAGCUGCAUGAGGAGUACAUGAGGCAGAACCAGGCGCUGCAGCAGGUUCUGGCGACUCGCAUCGUGGCCGUGAAGGCGUCUCUCUGUAAACUCUCCACGGCGACAGCGGCCCGAGCGUGUGACUUCCACGCCAAACUGCUGCUGAUAGCCAUCAGCGCCACCUUAAAGUCUCUGCUGAGGCCACACGUCCUCAACACACCCGACAAGAGUCCAGGUGACCGUCUGACCGAGAUCUGCGCCAAGAACACCGACACAGAUAUCGAUAAGGUGAUGAUCAACCUGAAGACGGAGGAGUUUGUGUUGGACGGUCCUCCCCUGCAGUCCCUGCAGCAGCUCAUCCAGUGGGUCGGAGACUUCGUCCUUUACCUGCUGGCUAACCUGCCCAACCAGGGCUCCAUGGUCCGACCCGGGUUCGGCUUCAUGAGGGACGGGGCGUCUCUGGGGAUGCUGAGGGAGAUGCUGGUGAUGAUCCGGAUCUGGGGUCUGCUGAAGCCGGGCUGCCUGCCCACCUUCACCGCCACGUCAGACAGCCAGGACAACAUGCAGCUGCUGUUCCGACUGCUCACCAAGCUGUGGCUCUGCUCGCGGGACGACGGACCCCCCCAGGACCCCGAUGAGAGCCUGAUCGACGAGUGCUGCCUGCUGCCCAGUCAGCUGCUGGUUCCCAGUAUGGACUGGCUGCCGGUGAACGACGGCGUCAUCGUGAAGCUGCAGGGAAAGCAUCCGCUUAGGCUGCAGUUUGGAAAGGCCUCAUCGCUGCCCGGAGCUGGAACCACUGCCCCGCUGGAGGUCUUCACCAGGAGUCCUGGUUCCCAGAAGAUGGACAACCUGCGCUGCAUUCACAUGGGAGUCUGUCCCACUGAGGAGAGCAAAGCCUGCACCAGGUGUGGCUGCGUGACGAUGCUCCGUUCUCCCAACAAGACCAACGCUAUGAAGCAGUGGGAGCAGCGCUGGAUCAAGAACUGUCUGUGUGGAGGCCUGUGGAGGAGGAUCCCGCCCACACUCACCUGAGCUCCGGUCUCCUCACCUGGACACCUGGACACUCAUCAUCAGUGUAUCAUCUCUGAGAUAAAGUCUUACUGUUUGGUAUCAUGAAGCUUUAAACCGGUGGAUCACCAUGGUAACCGAGGUAACUGAUGCUGCAGGUGGACUUUAGUCUGUUUUAUUGUCAGAACAGAAGCUUUCUGAAUGUUUCUGUUCUAAAACUGUUAAAUAAUAUUUUAGUCACGUGAGUUUCCAUGUUUUUAUACACAUUUUAGUUGUAAAUAGAAACGGCAACAUUUUAAAAAAACUUCCGUCAGUUUCACAAAAAUAUUUUCUGACUUUUCCUAAACAGCUUCAUUUGGACUGAAACACCUGAAGUCACAUGACUGAUCAGCACCAAACAUGGCUGAUACUGUAGCUGGUUUCAAUCACAAACUUAAUGUUUUUAUUUUCAGUAUCUUCACAGUAUUUCCUGUUUCAUCCAGUCUGAAUAAAAGGAGACAAACUGCUUCAUUAUAAUAAUGUAACUUAAACUUCAACCUUCUGUUUCUGCAAACUUUAAAUGCAACCAGAGCAAGCAGGUUUUUAUUUACAUCAGGAUGAACUAAACCUUUCUCUGAUGUAGGAUAAUGUUUGCUGGGAUGGAUUUUGGAGCGCAGCCCUCGAUUUGAUUGUCUUCUUCUACUCUGUUGAUCAGUGCAGCUACAGCGCCACCUUCUGACGACACCACACUGGAUUUAUUCCCUCCAGAGCAGUGAGUGCAGCGGUGUCAAACUCAUCUUAGUUCAGGUUCCACAUUCAGCCCGGUUUCAUCUCAGUAACCUAUAAAUAACCACAGCUCCAAAUGUUUCCUUUGUUUUAGUGCAGAAAAAUACAUUGUGAAAAUGUUCACAUUUAAGGAAUUAUCUUUUUACUAAACAUGAACAUCCUGAAAUUUCUUCAGAAAAACAAAUUAAAUUUCAUCAACAUUCAGCCUCAGUUUAUCAUUUCCACAUUACAACUUCUAGAUCUCAGAGUGUCGACAAAGGAACACAACAUUUAGUCAUCUGGAACUGAAUCAUAGAGGAUUUUACUGUAGGAUCAAAAGGACAAAAGUCAGACAAAAACAAGACAAUAUUACAAAAAUGAGACACACAAUGGCAAAAAUUAGACACAAAAUGAGACAAAGGCAUGAAACAAAAGAGACAAAAACGAUGAAAAAGUUAAAAAGCGACAAAAAAAUGGACAGAAACAAGACAAAACUCAAAGGAAACUAAAAAGAAACAAAACGACAAAAAAACAGACAACACAAGCGAGACAAAAAAAAACCCAAAAUGACAAAAAUGACACACAAUGAUUGAAGCAAAAGAAAAAAUGACAAAAAUAAGACAAAAAAAUACAAGAACAGACACAAAAGAAACACAAAAUGACAAAAACGAGAAAAUGACAAAAACAGACUAAGAAUAAAAAUCCAAAAAAAGACAAAAAAUCAAAAACGACAAAAUAUUACAAAAAUGAGACACAAAAUGACAAAAAAAAACAAUGAAUCUAGUAUUUUACUUUGAUCAAAAUAACUUGUCAUGGUAUAGAAAUUAUUUUAAAUUUAUAGUUUUACUAAUUUACAAUCCUCAGUUAAUGUCUUGUCUGGAAUUUUUACACUUUGAGGACUGGAUUGGACCCUCUGGAGGGCCGGUUUUGGCCCGUGGGCCGCAGGUUGGACACCCCUGAUCUAGUGGAGCAAGAUUAAUACACAUUCAUUUUACAGUUCAAUCCCUUUCAGUGUUACAGUCCAGUUUUUAGCUGAUUAUUCUGAAACAGAAACAUGAUUCACAUUAAACUGACAAUAGAAUCUAAAUUAGAUAUGGAAGGAGGAGUUUUAUACUUUAAACCGUUUCCUGAUUAUUUGUGGAAACCUGAAUAUUAAUUGUGAAUAACCUGAAUCCCACUGAGCAUGCCCAGUAGCUCCUCAGACUCUGCUGACUGACCGGCGGCUCCUCUUGUACCAAUGUUGGACCAAAUCAAUUACGUUCUGAACAUUUAAAGGCUCAUGUCACAGAUUUUAACUUCUUCCUGACUGUGAGGAGUCAAACUCAGUCGCUGUUUCUGGACUUCACUCAUAUUAACGGCAUGAACACGGACAGCCGGGUCAGAACCAGCUUCAUGGAUCCAGUUUUCUGUCACGAUGUUGAAGUUUAGCAUCAGUGCUACAGAUUCAACUGUAAAUAGAAUCUUUUUUUCUAAUAAAACAAAUAAACUGUU
Molecule: messenger RNA, 4951 nt
Organism: Amphiprion ocellaris (clown anemonefish)
Lineage: Eukaryota; Metazoa; Chordata; Actinopteri; Pomacentridae
Gene: med16
Product: mediator complex subunit 16
Exons: 16
Coding region: 239-2740 (833 amino acids)
Biological process (GO): positive regulation of DNA-templated transcription
Cellular component (GO): mediator complex
Molecular function (GO): protein binding
Source: RefSeq, a predicted model, not a curated record